This is a messenger RNA of Closterium sp. NIES-65, 2196 nucleotides long. NCBI's taxonomy places the organism in Eukaryota, Viridiplantae, Streptophyta, Zygnematophyceae, Desmidiales, Closteriaceae. The record is from the annotation of a GenBank genome assembly.
AUGACGCUCUUGGCUUCAUCGGAGCUAAGCGCACGUGUCUCCUACACACGACAACCGCCACUCCCCCCAGUGCACCAAUUCCCCUCACUGCAGUUUCUCUCUCUCCUCUACGCUCCCUCCAACUACCUCUCCAUUCGCCGCUGCUCCUCCCUCACCUCUCUCACCCUCGGGAACCCCAAAUCUUCCACGCUUUCCUCCCUCGCCUUCUCCUCCCCCUCCCUUGUCUCCUCUUCCUCGUCCUCCUCCUCCUCCUCCUCCCCUCUGGCGUCCUUCCCCCCAUCCUCUCUCCGCACGUCUCUCACGUCCCUCACGAUCCACUCUCCCAAGCUUCAGGGCUCCCUCGCUUCCCUUGCCUUCGUCCCCUCCCUCUCGUCCCUCUCCCUCCACUCCUGCACUGUCGACCCCUAUGAGCUGUCCUCCCUCUCACACUCCCUCCACUCCCUCACCCACCUCAUAGUCCACUCCUGCCCGCUCGUCUCUUCCCGCUCCCUCAUCCCCAUCCUCCAAGCCAACCCUGCUCUCACCUCCCUUUCCCUCCAUGGAACAACCUACCGUCUCUUUGCCUGCACUGCCCUGCGGUUGCUCAGUGUGGAAGGGAUUGGUGAAUCCUCCUGCUCCGUUUCUUGGAGAGGCGUAUCAUUGGACGGCAUUGCGGGAAUGCUCGUGUGGGUGGAACAAACAGGAGGAAGGACAGGGGGGGAGGCAGGAGGGGACGGAGGAGGGGAAGCAGGAGGGGAGGCAGGAGGGGACGGAGGAUUGGAAGGAGGAGCGGAUGCGUGGGAGAGAGGACGAGGUAGUGCUCCUGCAGCAGCUGCAGAAGCGGCAGUAUUACCAAAGGGGAGCAACAAGCAGUGCGGAAAGUAUGUGGAUAUUCGCACAGAGGCAGAGGCAGCACAGGCGGACAAGCUGGUAGCAGUGGGUGAGGUUCCCGAUUUCAUCGGGACUGCUGCGCAAACCAGUAGAGCCGCCUUGUCCGAGGUCACUGAGGUGGCGCGAGCAGGGGGCGAGAGUGCUGUGGCUCGGAUUAUUGCCAGCUUCGGGAAGAUCAGGUUCUGGAUCUCGGUGUGCCGGUCCUGCUCUGACAUCCGCGAGUACAAUGCGGUUAUGGAUUGGGAGGAAAAGCUGAUGAGGUCAGCUGGUGCUGUUGCCGGCCGGGCAACAGGGUACUUUGCCACGGAGGUGAAUGGUGGAGAAGAGGUCAGGGAUGGGGAGGAGGAACAAGGAUUUGAAAUAAUGGACAGCACACCGGCUGAUGAAGCCUUGCCUGAGAGGGUGCUGGGUGGGGAGCGGUCUGGUGCGGUGGAGACACAUGUAGAGGCUAUGCGGAGGCUGGACGCGCUGGUAGAUAUGCUGCAGAAGGCAGCGUGUGGCCUGUGUGAUAGCUCCCGGACCAUGCGCAAACCUCCUGGUCUUACAGCUGCUUCUGUGCGGUCAGGGGCUGUUGCGGCGGCAGUAGCAGAUGGAAGAGCAGCUUUGCAUGGAGUGGAAGGAGGGGCAGCAGAAGCAGCAGAUGGAAGAGUAGCAGUGAACAGAGUGGGAGGAGGGGCGGCAGAAGCAGCAGAUGGAGGAGUAGUAGUGAUCAGAGUGGGAGGAGGGGCAGCAGAAGCAGCAGAUGGAAGAGUAGCAGUGAACAAAGUGGGAGGAGGGGCGGCAGAAGGAUUGCAGCAGGCGGAAAGCGCACUAGAAGAUGGAGGGCCAUCCGGGCCGGCAGCAGGGGAGGCGGCAGCAGGGGAGGCAGCAGCAGGGGAGGCAGCAGCAGGGGAGGCAGAAGCAGGGGAGGCGGCAGCAGGAAAUGCGGCAGCAGAGUUCCCACGCAUUCGGCCAAUGUCCUUCCAGUCCAUUGCUCGAGCGGCUGUUUUUGGACAGCUCAAGCGGCUUGCGCUGUUGUUCUGCUCGGGGUUAGAGGAGGAGUGGCUUGAAUUGCUUGCGGCAUGUGUUCAGCUGGAGCUGGAGGAGUUUACGGUGCAACAUAGUGACAAGUUUUCAGAUGCAGUGGUGGUGGGAAGCAGACUGGGAACGCUCACUAGCUUGACGGUGGUCAUGUGUGAUAAGGUCAUGGCAGCAGGCAUUGGAGGUGUGCUUAGGAGCUUCCCUAGAUUGCGGUACUUGAAGGUGGAAGUCGGCAAGGUCUCGGAAAGGGUUCGGAGAGAGUUGAUUCGUGCUGGUGUGAUUGUGAGGGGUGUUCGAUGUAUCUGA